Messenger RNA from Fukomys damarensis (Damara mole-rat), 1234 nucleotides. RefSeq names its product dehydrogenase/reductase 7 (gene Dhrs7). The coding region runs from base 104 to 1105 and encodes 333 amino acids. The record is from RefSeq and is a predicted model, not a curated record. Gene Ontology annotation, molecular function: oxidoreductase activity. The transcript has 8 exons. Lineage: Eukaryota; Metazoa; Chordata; Mammalia; Rodentia; Bathyergidae.
GGGAAGGGGUGGGACUGGCGCGGCUUCCGCGUUGGGGCGCUGGGCGUUUCCUCCAGGCUGGCCAGUUUCGCUGGUGACCUUGGGAAGUGCUACCGACUCGGACAUGUUGCUCCUGCUGCUGGCGCUGUGCGCGCUGCUCCUGCUCGGGCUCCGGCUUUUCCUCCGGGCGGACGGCGACCUGACUGUGCUCUGGGCAAAGCUGUCCAGGAGGAAGCAUGAACAGGAGCUGACUGACACGGUGGUGUGGGUGACGGGGGCCUCCAGUGGGAUCGGUGAGGAGCUGGUUUACCAGCUGUCCAAACAGAGAGUCUCUCUGGUGCUGUCAGCCAGAAGAGAGCAGGAGCUGGAGAGAGUGAAGAGAAGAUGCCUGGAGAACGGCAUCAUAAAAGAAAAGGAUAUCCUCGUUCUGCCCCUGGACCUGACCGACAGGAGUUCCCAUGAGGUGGCUACCAAGGCGGUCCUCCAGGAGUUUGGUAGAAUUGAUAUUCUGGUCAACAAUGGAGGAAGAUCCCAACGUUCCUUGGUCAUCGAUGCCAACCUGGAUGUCUACAAGGAGCUAAUAGAACUUAACUACUUAGGGACAGUGUCCUUAACAAAGUGUGUUCUACCUCACAUGAUCGAAAGGAAGCAAGGAAAGAUUGUGACGGUGAAUAGCAUGGCAGGCAUUGUAUCGGUGCCUCUUUCCAGUGGAUAUUGCGCCAGCAAAUAUGCUCUUCGGGGGUUUUUUAAUAGCCUCCGAACUGAACUUACAGAAUACCCGGGAAUAGUAGUUUCUACCGUUUGCCCUGGACCUGUGCAGUCACGUGUGGUGGAAAAUGCCCUGGCUGACGAUGUCACAAAGGUUGUGGGCAGUGUCAGAGGCCAGUCCUACAAGAUGGCAACGAGUCGUUGUGUGCGGCUGAUGUUAAUCACCAUGGCCAAUGAUUUGAAAGAGGUUUGGAUUGCAGAGCAACCAUUUCUGCUGGUAACAUAUUUGUGGCAAUAUAUGCCAACCUGGGCCCGGUGGCUAAGCAACAAGUUAGGAAAGAAGAGAAUUGAAAACCAUAAGAGUGGUGUGGAUGCAGACUCCUCUUAUUUUAACUUCUUCAAGAAAAAGCAUGAUUAAAUGGAACACUGCAGUUUCCAAGCUACUUGAGGGAGAAAAUCAUAACAGAACCAUAACAAUCUGCUUAUAUUUUUUGAUGCAACUUUACUUCCAACAUGUAAUGAAUAAUAAAGAUCGCCAUGAAUGUUA